AUGGCACCGGGCAGUGGCUACCUUUCGGUAAAGCCUGGAGUUAAGGUGAAGGUGCUCUACAUUGGUUCAGCGGACGAAGAAGGGUGGAUCUUUGCAGAAACAGAGUCAGCUGAACGAGGAUGGCUCAGCACAGAUUCGGCAGCACCACGCGAUGUACAGAACUUGGAACGAAAGAUUCAGCCGCAUGUCAUGACGGCGCUUCGCGGCUGGCUUCCUGAGCGGCCAGGGCAUUUGCGGAUCAGGAAGGGUGACCAGCUCUAUGUCGAAAGACAAGAACCUGGCUGGCUGUACGGAUUUGUGUCUCAAGGCACUUGUGGCUGGUUCUCGGCAGAGGUGCUGACAAAGCCUCCACCACCCAAGGGUCCGAGACCUGGGGCUUUACUGCAGCCGAGAUUGCCAGAUUUCCUUGUGGGCCAAAGAGCCCCAAAAGUUCCCUGGAAUUAUGUCUUGGAAGAUCGGGGUUGUUUUGCGGCAUCUUUGCCAGCAGAGAAGGUCGCAUCCCUCCUGGGAAAUGUGGAAAACAAGGCAUGGGGCACCUACUGGGUAAAGCGGGUUGCGCAAGGCAUUGAAGAUUUGGGUGGUUUCGAGCGACCCUCUGGCCCUCUCGGCGUCAUUGCCCGUGGUACCAAGUGGUUGGUCAAGGAAGGCUGCAGCUGCCCUUACCGCUACUCCGGCAUGGAGGUGGACGCCAAACCCUUUCCUUCUUGGAUGGAUGACCUUCUGGAGCAGGUGAUGUCACUUUGUGGUUUGAGAGAGGAGGAGUGGCCCAAUGCCUGCAACGUGAACCUGUACGUUGGCACUGAUGGCCUAUCCUGGCACGCAGAUGAUGAGCCUUUGAUGGAAACGGAAGAUGGAAACUGCUGUAUCAUCUCACUUUCACUCGGCCAGGAGCGACCCUUCCAGCUGAAACCCAACGAAAGCCAGGAGGCCACGCACGAACUGAUCUUGGGUGGUGGUGCUUUGUGCACCAUGGAGGGCCAGACUCAAAGGCGGGAAGGGCUUGGACCAAGUGCUUAG
Messenger RNA from Cladocopium goreaui, 1017 nucleotides. The record is from the annotation of a GenBank genome assembly. NCBI's taxonomy places the organism in Eukaryota, Dinophyceae, Suessiales, Symbiodiniaceae.